UGCAACUCUUUCUGAAAUAUAAAUUACAUCAUACAUAACUGAUUGAUUUCAAUUCAUAUUUUCUUUAUUACCAUUAAUCUAUUUUCAUGAGUUCUAAUCACUAUUUCAAUGUUCUGGAACUUUCCCUUUCUAACUUUAUUUAUUUAUUCGAACCAAACAUUUUAUGAGCUCAUUAACUCUAUCUGAAUCUUUGCUUGCUACAUCAUCAUACAUAUGUAUUGAUCCUUAAUCACACUCUUAUGUAUAAAUAUGUCAAUAUCUGUAAUAAUGUUGAAUUUUAAAUAUUUUAGGUUGUAAGCAGCUGAUGAGAACCUAACGAAAUAAAAUGAAUUCAUAUUAUUCUGCACCAAUCUUUGUUCUUGCUCUAUUUAAGAUAAUAAAGGGAACUAUGUGUAUGAAAUUUCUCAAAAUGCGUCUCCCUGCACAGUCAUUCAAGUCACUGAAUCGCCUGGUGACAAUACGCUGCAGAAUAUCGAGAGAAAUAACUCGACUAAAGUUUUUUGAUGAAUGUCUUAAGUCAUGCCGUUUCCCACGUCAGUUCCUAAAGUCUUUACGCUCAUUUAAACUUCCGCCUUCUCUUAAAAAUCUUCGACGCAUCACAAAAUCUCACAUUGAAUCAACAAAGUUACUGAUUGAACGUUUGAGGGCAGAAACUAAUGCCUUUGAUGAUUUAAUCAACAAUCUAAGUAUCGUAUGUCGCAUAAAAUUUAUCAACUUUAUACAAGAUCUGCAAAGCAAAAUAUGCAAGAAUUUCCACGUAACUUUGUCAAAGACGCUGUCAAAGGAACAAUUAUGUUUUGGCUUUCCGGAAAACCCCGAAAAGUUUCUCUAUAAUCUAUCAACAAUGAAGUUAAAUCAGAUAGAAACAGAAGCCUUGUCACUUGGAUUUAAAUUUCAUAUUCCCAAAACACAUGCCGACAGAAUCGACACAGAAACUCAAUUUGAGAAUUUAUUUGAUCAAAUUAAAGAGUUGCACCCAGUUAGUGAAGAAAAGAAAGGCUGGUUUAAAUCUAAAUUAGUCGAUAUUGCAAACCAAUAUCUUGUUUCACCCGCACCACAGUCUAAGCUUUUAUCCAAAGACCACCAAACAGCAUUACGAAAUAUUAAACGAAAUGACGAUAUAAUGAUAUUACGGUCAGACAAAGGCUCAAGUGUUGUUCUAAUGAACAAAACAGAUUAUGUUUUUAAGAUGAAGUCCAUCUUGAAUGACCAUAUGAGAUUCAAGUUAGAGAAAAGUAACAAAGACUUAACUGAUUCCAUUGAGAAAAGAAUCACCAAAGUACUCAGAGAUCUUCUGAAAAAGAAGAUGAUCGAUAACUCUACUUACAAUAAUCUACGACCUCGUGGGUCUCGUUUGCCCCACAUGUAUGGAUUACCAAAAAUACAUAAACAAGGUUAUCCUCUUAGACCUAUCUUGUCAAUGAUCAAUUCACCAUACCACAAAGUUGCACGAUGGUUAGCAGAUAAGUUAGAACCAGUGCGUCAACGAUUAGCCACCUAUACGCUAAAGGAUUCAUUUGUAUUUGCUGACAGCAUGAAUCACAUAAAUAUUGCUGAUAAGUUUAUGGUUUCUUUUGAUGUAACAUCUUUGUUUACAAAAAUACCACUUCUUGAGACCAUAGACAUAAUUUGUCAACAUUCUGACAUCCUACCUCUACCAGUACCAGAAUUCAAACGACUAUUACUCAUUUGUACAAAAGAUGUUCAAUUCCAGUUCAACGAUAUCAUAUACAAACAAACCGAUGGUGUAGCGAUGGGAAGUCCGUUAGGUCCUGUCCUAGCAGAUAUUUUCAUGGCUAACCUCGAAAGAACCAAACUCAAACGAGCGAUUGAUGAAAUGACGUAUUAUUCGAGGUAUGUUGAUGAUACCUUCAUCGUAUGUAAUAAUAAACAACAAGCAAUAAAUCUGCUAGAGUUUUUCAACGAAGCACAUCCGAAUAUCCAUUUCACUAUGGAACAUGAAAAAGAAAACAAGUUCCAUUUUCUCGAUAUCGCGAUGAAAAGAAGAAAAGAUGGUACAGUUCAACGUUCAGUUUAUAAGAAAGACACAUGGAAUGGUAGUUAUCUUAAUUUCAAUAGCUUUUGUCCAAUCAGUUACAAAAAGGCACUGGUCAAAACACUGUUUUACAGAACAGAAAGAAUAUGUACUUCCGAUACACUAGAAGAGGAAGUUAUGAAUGUUAAAAAAUGUUUAAAGAAUAACGGAUACCCACUGAAAUUUAUUGAGAAAUACGGCAAAUGUGAAGAUAAAAAACUGAAAGAAAUUACAGCAAAUAAAAAGCCUAUUUUUAUUAAACUUCAAUUCAAAGGUGACGAUGUCACAGGAUCAAUCAAUAUGAGACUAAAAACUGCACUGACAAGAACCUAUCCUGCAGCGAAAUUGAUUGUCCUGUCCAAAACAACAUGUUCUUUGACACAAUCAAAGGUCGACAGGUAUCCCUUUCAUGUUACCACCAACUGUGUAUACAAAUUUACAUGUACCUGCCAAAGCAGUUACAUUGGUAGAACAGAAAGGAGAGCCUACGUCCGAUUCAAAGAACAUAUUCCGAAAAGUUUAAGAUUGAAUGGAUUGAACUCAUUCAACAGUGCUAUCGCAAGACAUCUCCUUGAUACAGGACAUAAAGCUGAUAUACUGAAGUCCUUCAAGGUGAUUAACAAACAAUCAAACUCGAACCUUUUGAAAUUCGCUGAAGCGUUAGCAAUCAAACGUUUAAAACCAGAUCUAUGUAUACAAAAAGAGACGGUAAUAAAUCUUUCUUUACCCUGGUAACAAUAACCCUCACUCUUUCUAUUAAUUUGCUCCUAUUUAUUUAUUUAUUACGUCAUUAUUGCAACUCUUUCUGAAAUAUAAAUUACAUCAUACAUAACUGAUUGAUUUCAAUUCAUAUUUUCUUUAUUACCAUUAAUCUAUUUUCAUGAGUUCUAAUCACUAUUUCAAUGUUCUGGAACUUUCCCUUUCUAACUUUAUUUAUUUAUUCGAACCAAACAUUUUAUGAGCUCAUUAACUCUAUCUGAAUCUUUGCUUGCUACAUCAUCAUACAUAUGUAUUGAUCCUUAAUCACACUCUUAUGUAUAAAUAUGUCAAUAUCUGUAAUAAUGUUGAAUUUUAAAUAUUUUAGGUUGUAAGCAGCUGAUGAGAACCUAACGAAAUAAAAUGAAUUCAUAUUAUUCUGC
Messenger RNA from Schistosoma guineensis, 3174 nucleotides. The record is from the annotation of a GenBank genome assembly. Lineage: Eukaryota; Metazoa; Platyhelminthes; Trematoda; Strigeidida; Schistosomatidae.